Prunus avium (sweet cherry) is the source of this 1401-nucleotide messenger RNA. NCBI's taxonomy places the organism in Eukaryota, Viridiplantae, Streptophyta, Magnoliopsida, Rosales, Rosaceae. The record is from RefSeq and is a predicted model, not a curated record.
AUGAAGGAGCUGAUAGAUCUCAAGUGGGAGAGGAAGAAGGGUGCGGGUCGGGAUUUGAAGGAAAUCGCAGGGGGGAAUCGGGUUCUGGGUUCGUUGAUGGGUGCUAGUCAUGGGGGAAUCGGAGAUGGAAAAAAUUGUUCUUUUCUAAAUCACGAGGGGAAAGAUCCUAACUCCCCUCAUAAAAUUGCUGAAAUAUCAUGUUUGGAUUUGAUGAAUCAAUCCCAGCAUAUACAGAAAGUCGUUGAGAAUUAUUCUUCCCAACAAAUUGCAGACAAUCGACUACGACUUAAGGCAACAAUUGAAGCAGUCAGGCGGCUUGCAUUCCAAGGAUGUGCUUUUAGAGGCCAUGAUGAAAAAAGGAAUUCAAUCAAUCGUGGAAAUUUUCUUCAAAUGUUAGAAAUAUUGGCUGCAUAUAAUGAAAAAGUUGCUGGAGUUAUCUUAGAUAAAGCUCCCAAAAAUGCCUCUUACACAUCACCACAUAUCCAAAAAGAAAUUUUACAUGUUUUUUCAACUACAGUGAAGAAAGCAAUCUGUGAAGAAAUUGGGGAAUCAAAGUUUUGUAUAAUUGUUGAUGAAGUGCGUGAUGAAUCUAAGAGAGAGCAAAUGGCUAUAGUGUUGCGAUUUGUUGACAAAGAAUGUCUUAUUCAGGAGCCUUUUUGGGCUUGUCAUGUAUCAAACGCUUAGGCAUUAACUCUGAAGAAAUUUAUAUACUCUAUAUUGUCUCAUAAUUCACUAAAUAUUCAAAAUAUUAGAGGACAAGGAUACGAUGGUGCAAGUAACAUGCGAGGUGAAUGGAAUGGGUUACAAGCUUUGAUUUUGAAUGAUUGCUCAUAUGCUUACUAUGUUCAUUGUUUAGCACAUCGAUUACAAUUGGCAUUAAUUGCAUCAUCAAGAGAAGUUAUUCAUGUUCACCACUUUUUCACUAAAUUGACUUCUAUUGUCAAUAUUGUUGGUGCUUCAUGCAAGCGUAAUGAAGAACUAAAAAAUGCUCAAGCUGCUGAAAUUGAGCACAUGAUUGCAAUUGAUGAGCUCGUGACUGGGAAAGGAGUGAACCAAAUUGGCACCUUACAACAUGCUGGUGAUACUCGUUUGAAAUCAAUUACUAGCUUGGUAAAUAUGUUUAGUGCAACAUGCACAGUUCUAAUUAAUAUAAUUGAUAACGGAACUACUUAUUCUCAACGAGGAGAUGCUGAUGCAGCUUAUGAGGCAAUGACUUCAUAUGAAUUUGUCUUUAUCUUACAUCUUAUGAAAGAACUUAUGGAGAUCACUAAUGAUCUUUGUCAAGCUUUGCAAUGUCAAUCCCAAGACAUCAUAAAUGCCAUGAAUCGUGUUUCUUCCACUAAAGCACUCAUCCAAGAAUUAAGAGAUGAUAGGUUUGAGAAGACAACUUCAACAUUUUGA